Molecule: messenger RNA, 615 nt
Organism: Thyridium curvatum
Lineage: Eukaryota; Fungi; Ascomycota; Sordariomycetes; Thyridiales; Thyridiaceae
Exons: 2
Coding region: 1-615 (204 amino acids)
Source: RefSeq, a predicted model, not a curated record
AUGGCGUUGUCACGAGCUGUUGUGCGCUCAGUGGCAUGGCGGCCAACAGCAGUCCGCUCAUUGUCGGCUACACCAGCGCUCUCUCUUGCGUCCUCGCAGAAUCGCCUCUCCAGCUCGAUUCCGACGAUUGCGCAACCUUCCUUCUGGAAAGGUCUGCUCCCUAAGGCGUUUCGCAAAGAACAUCAACCUGGAGCAGUUGCUGUCAAGAAGCCGAAACAGACAAGAUCCAAGGAGUGGAACCCCGCCACUUUCUUCAUCGUGAUCUUCCUAUUCAUUGGAUCCAUGUCAAUUCAGAUGAUCACGCUCAAGAAAGACUUUGCGACCUUCAUAAGACAGUCCGACGUACGGAUCGAAUUACUGCGAGAAGUGGUCGAGAGAAUACAACGGGGUGAGAAGAUAGACGUGGAGCGGAUGCUGGGAACGGAUGAACCGGAAAAGGAGUUGGAAUGGGAACAAGUCCUCAAGGAGAUCGAGAGGGAAGACUUCGCAACAAAGGGUUCAAAAAGACAAGACAAGAAAACGACCGAAGACCGCGCAACGAAAGCCGAGACCACCAGAGAUGACGCCUCGACCCAACUACCUACAAAGCCAAGAGGCACCGCAAACUUCUUUUAA